Messenger RNA from Cebus imitator (Panamanian white-faced capuchin), 3409 nucleotides. It is a transcript of the gene SGPP1, whose product is annotated as sphingosine-1-phosphate phosphatase 1. Lineage: Eukaryota; Metazoa; Chordata; Mammalia; Primates; Cebidae. Gene Ontology annotation, molecular function: sphingosine-1-phosphate phosphatase activity. Bases 184 to 1509 code for a protein of 441 amino acids. The record is from RefSeq and is a predicted model, not a curated record. Gene Ontology annotation, biological process: sphingosine metabolic process; phospholipid dephosphorylation. Gene Ontology annotation, cellular component: endoplasmic reticulum membrane. The transcript is spliced from 3 exons.
GCGCGGCGAGGCAGGGGCGCGCGGGGCGGGGGCGCGCGGCGGCCGCAGCGGCCUGUGGCGCCGUCACCCGGCAGACUCCGGAGGGUCGAGCACGGUGCCGGUGCCGCUGCCGCUGGCCAGGCGCGCGGGGACGUUUCGCGGGCUGCGCCGGUGGCGGCCCGCCUUCCCGGGGGUCCAGUUAUCAUGUCGCUGAGGCAGCGCCUGGCCCAACUGGCUGGCCGUCUGCAGGACCCGCAGAAAGUGGCCCGUUUCCAGCGGCUGUGCGGGGUGGAAGCACCGCCGCGACGCUCAGCGGACCCGAGGGAGGAUGAGAAGGCGGAGGCGCCCCUCGCCGGAGACCCUUGUCUGCGAGGGCGGCAGCCAGGGGCGCCCGGAGGCCCCCAGCCACCCGGGAGCGACCGCAAUCAGUGCCCGGCCAAGCCGGACGGCGGCGGCGCCCCCAACGGAGUGCGGAACGGGCUGGCGGCCGAGCUGGGCCCGGCCUCGCCGCGGCGCGCUGGCGCCUUGCGCCGCAACUCGCUGACCGGCGAGGAGGGCCAGCUGGCCCGCGUGAGCAACUGGCCUCUCUACUACCUGUUCUGCUUCGGCGCGGAGCUGGGCAACGAACUCUUCUACAUCCUGUUCUUCCCCUUCUGGAUCUGGAACCUGGACCCCCUGGUGGGCCGGAGGCUCGUGGUCAUCUGGGUGCUGGUCAUGUACCUGGGCCAGUGCACCAAGGACAUCAUACGCUGGCCGCGGCCCGCCUCGCCGCCGGUGGUCAAGUUGGAGGUCUUCUACAACUCCGAGUACAGCAUGCCCUCCACCCAUGCCAUGUCCGGCACCGCCAUCCCCAUUUCUAUGGUCCUUCUCACCUAUGGCCGCUGGCAGUAUCCUCUUAUAUAUGGACUGAUUCUUAUUCCCUGCUGGUGUUUUCUAGUUUGCCUAAGUAGAAUUUACAUGGGAAUGCACUCCAUUCUGGAUAUUAUUGCUGGAUUCCUAUAUACCAUUUUAAUCUUAGCUGUCUUCUAUCCAUUUGUGGACCUGAUUGACAACUUCAACCAAACUCACAAAUAUGCUCCAUUAAUCAUCAUCGGGCUUCAUUUAGCUUUGGGGAUCUUUUCUUUCACUCUUGACACCUGGAGCACAUCCAGAGGAGACACGGCAGAGAUUCUAGGAAGUGGUGCUGGAAUUGCAUGUGGAUCUCAUGUUACUUAUAAGAUGGGUCUAGUGUUAGAUCCUUCUCUAGAUACAUUACCUUUAGCUGGUUCCCCCAUUACUAUGACUCUCUUUGGGAAAGCCAUAUUGCGGAUCCUCAUAGGGAUGGUAUUUGUGCUGGUAGUCAGAGAUAUAAUGAAAAAGAUCACCAUUCCUUUAGCCUGCAAAAUCUCCAAUAUACCGUGUGAUGAUAUUCGAAAAGCAAGACAGCACAUGGAAGUUGAACUUCCUUAUCGGUAUAUUACCUAUGGAAUGGUUGGUUUCUCCAUCACAUUUUUUGUUCCUUACAUAUUUUUCUUUAUUGGUAUCUCUUGAUGGAGAAAUAUUGUUUGUGAAAAGAAAGGAGGGUAUCAGUUACUGAUACCUAAAAAUAUAUUUCAAGUAAAAGCCAGAUCAGAUUUAGGCUUUUGCAGGAAUUUAACUUAAAUAAUUAUUUAAGUAAAUUCAUAAGAGUCAGUGCAUUUUAUCAUUGCACAUCCAGAUAUUGUUUUAGGUGAGCUGAGCUAUUUCAAUACUGAGAAAAUGAUAAGUAUCCAUUUAGAAUGUUAAUGUAAUGUUUGGAGAGUUUUGUGUUGUUAUGGAUUCAACUUAUAUAUAAUAUAUAUAAGGUACAUAAUAUGCAAUUAUAUAUCUGAUAUAUAUUAUAUAUAAAAUAAUAUACCUAAGUGUUUUUUUAAACUAUGGGAGUGUAUUAUAAAAUCAAUAAUAAUAUGCAAACAGUUGUGCCUGUGUAUUUGAACUAAAUACAGGUAUGUUGUUAUUAACAUACAUUUAACAUUUAUUUACUAUGGGAGCCAUUUCCUAAUUGAAUUGCAUAAUUACUAGACCAGAAAGCGUAUGCUACUAUACAUUGAUUUACUGCCUGUUUUUACACUGCCAUUACCUUUCAUGUUACCCAUGAUGUUGAACAUGGGAGACAUUUUUAAUGGACCAAAUUUUUAGGAAAAUUAUUUUUUGGAUUGUUUAGUUUUUUUAAGUUCUGUAUACUGUUUUGAAUGUACUUUAUUUGCAACUGUUCUGGACAUCAGUUUAUUAAUUCAGGUACUGAAUUUUAUUUCUUGCUAAUUGUGCCUUUCUGUUGCUGAAUUAAGAAAUGCUAUGUAUACUGUGAUGUAAAAAUAAGACAUUAAUUUUAUCUUAAGUUACAUAUAAUCAGGCAAGUAUUUUUAAAAAUAUAUGUCAAGGUGACAGGCAUAGAAGUAAAUUGCCCUUACUCUUUAGCCUUUAUUUAGAAAGAAAUGUGGAAUGGUCUAAACUUUCUCACCAAUUUAUUAGAAAGCUAAAUGGAUAAAUACUUCCCUUUUUGUAGGUAUUUUUCUGUGCAUUGUAAGUUAUAGGAACAAGAUAUAUUUUUUGUACAUUGUCUUGAUUGUUUAUACUGCAGGUAGAUACUUCCAGUGAAUAGAAAUGUAGUUGAAAUUUAUAGAUGGGACAAUGCACAUACUUCAUAUGAAAACAGAGCAUUUUUCUAAAUAAUUUGGAAAGGAUUGGAUUUAGCACUGUUAACUUUUAAUACCCAUUUAUUAGCUACUUAAGGUAAAUUAUAAAACCUAAAAUUAAUGUCAGUAUUUUGGAUCCUAUUUUUUUUUCAACUUUUUAUUUUCACAGUGGAAAGUUUGCAUAUAGUAUUAAACUAUUAUUUUUUCUGUCUGUGCCUUUCUAUUUUGAAGUGUGGUUGUACUUACAUUAACAUUAAAUGUAUUUGUAGAAAGUUUUUCAUAAAGAAGAGGAUUAACUUUCCAUGUAAAUGAAUACCAGGUAUGAAAUUACUGAUUUUAGUGCAAUAUCUAUGUAAUUAUUCAGAACUAUCACUUCAGAUGUUUCUAUUUUGGGCACCAUAACUAUUUGAGCUCAUAUUUUUGUAAUUCUGAUUGAGAAUUUAGGGGCAUCGUAAUUUUUACCAAAACUGAAGCUGAUAAUUUUAAGUAAAGCAACUAAAUUUACCCUUUACUUAUUAGUUAAAAGGAAACCAAGGCAGGUAGGAAAAAAACGGUACAUUGGAAAAUGUGAAAAGAGCUUUACUUUCAAAAUGUGUUUUUAAUGAAUUGAAGUUUAGGGACUGUUUCCCGUAAUUUGGGUCUGUGCUAUCCUAUUAAUUUUUAUAUGUAGCUUAAAAGAUAUUUGAAAAUGUUCCAUUUCUUUGUGUUUUAUUAUUUUCUGUCCCAUGACAGUUCUAUGCUAAAUGCAUUUUAAAAUAAAAGCUAAAUUGAAGAUU